Molecule: messenger RNA, 733 nt
Organism: Moneuplotes crassus
Lineage: Eukaryota; Ciliophora; Spirotrichea; Euplotida; Euplotidae
Source: the annotation of a GenBank genome assembly
CCCCCUUACACGACGCAAUAAAUCCCUCCAAGAAGCCACCAGUUUUAGUAAAGAGAUUUUUGAGGAUGAGAAAGAGAGUAGAAGAAAGAAGCGAGAGAAGUUAACGUCGGAAGAGAGAAAAUCGGAGUCAAGAUUCGAGUUUUUGAAGGCGUUUAAGACAGAUAUAAUGUCACAUAAAUAAUUCUUAUAUUAGCUUGAAAGAUAUACGAGAGAAACAUAGGAAAUAAAGACCUGAUAGAUGCAAUGAUUUCUAAGAAAGAGAAACUUAAUAAGGAAAAAUAAGUAUGCUAAGAUGCUGACUCCAACUAUCCGGAACAGUAGAGUUUUGAACAACCUUGGAAGUGCAUUCAAAAUCACUAGGGUGAAGUCUAAAAAGCCAUCACAUUGGGAUUCACAACAAAUUAGGCCUAGUUUAUUUCCUAAAACAGGUGAGCAGGCUAUUGAGGGAUUCAAAGUCACAAGGAAUCACCUCAAAUGUUUAGAUCCUUGAGAUAGAAGAUAUAAUAUUGAUGUUAAUCUUCCUACACAAAGUCAAGAAUUUGGGUAUCAACUUGCAAGGUCAAAACCAAUUCUUUCUAAGAAUGACUUUAGUAGUAGUACUGAAAACAUCAGGAAUAUUGGUCUUCAGGCGAGUACCCAAGAUCUCCUCCUAAACGGAGAGAAUAACGAGUAUACUUACAUUGAGCAAGAACGGAAGGGAAGAACAGUUGUAUUCAAAAAUCUUUCAAUUUAG